UGCCCAAUGUGGUGCCAAUUUCACGGUAGUACACGUAUAGUCGAUCCAAUACGAAAGCGGAAAUGGCAACAGUUACGUCAAGAGCUCACACAAGAGUAUGAACAAGUUAAUGAUAGGAAUAAGACAUUGAACAACUUUAAGAAAGAUCCCAUUCCAACACAGUACGGAGGAGUUAGUGCAAAUGAAGCUCCGACCAGAGACCCAGAGGUUUGGCCUCCACCAACUCCUGUUGAACGGGAGAAAAAAUACGAAAGAAAUGCUCGACCUGCAUCCAGGCCAGUUAGACGUGAAGAACAAAAUGCAAAACCUGUUUCAAAAAAAGUGUCAAACCCACGUAGGUCUGAGGUAAAGCCAUCUGAACGUGGCCGUAGUGCACCGUCCAAGAAUCCUAAGAGUGACAGAGACAAUCAUCGUGCUGGUCGUGCUAAAAAAGAUGAUGAAAAGCCAGAAUCAAAAGACUCUGAAAAUGAAAAGAAGUUUGAUUCGUCAGGUAAUGACAAAGAUCUUGUUGAAGGACUUGAAAGAGAUAUAUUGCAAAGAAAUCCUAAUGUUCGAUGGUCGGAUAUAGCUGAAUUAGAUGAAGUUAAAAAGCUGCUUGAAGAAGUUGUAGUCUUGCCAAUGCUUAUGCCAGAGUAUUUUACUGGACUACGAAGACCUUGGAAGGGUGUGUGUAUGGUUGGACCUCCUGGCACAGGAAGAACAAUGUUAGCCAAGGCAGUUGCUACCGAAUGUGGUACAACAUUCUUCAAUGUAUCUUCGUCAACGCUUACGUCCAAGUAUCGAGGAGAGUCUGAAAAACUCGUGCGAUUACUCUUUGAAAUGAUCGAUUCAAUCUGCAGUAGACGCCGCACGGAGAAUGAACACGAGGCCAGUCGUAGAGUGAAGUCAGAACUUCUUGUUCAAAUGGACGGUAUUACUCAGAAUCAGUCGCUUUCACUGUUUAAAUUGUCUAUAGAGACAAAGUCUACAUCAUAGAGAUUUAUUAUACAGUAUUACGUAUUUAUAAUCUUGGUGGGCUUUAUUACGUUUUACGUGUU
Molecule: messenger RNA, 1037 nt
Organism: Xenia sp. Carnegie-2017
Lineage: Eukaryota; Metazoa; Cnidaria; Anthozoa; Malacalcyonacea; Xeniidae
Product: katanin p60 ATPase-containing subunit A1-like
Exons: 7
Coding region: 7-975 (322 amino acids)
Biological process (GO): microtubule severing
Cellular component (GO): microtubule cytoskeleton
Molecular function (GO): ATP binding; ATP hydrolysis activity
Source: RefSeq, a predicted model, not a curated record